Molecule: messenger RNA, 4808 nt
Organism: Lytechinus pictus (painted urchin)
Lineage: Eukaryota; Metazoa; Echinodermata; Echinoidea; Temnopleuroida; Toxopneustidae
Product: E3 ubiquitin-protein ligase TRIM45-like
Exons: 2
Coding region: 153-2039 (628 amino acids)
Biological process (GO): protein monoubiquitination
Molecular function (GO): zinc ion binding; ubiquitin protein ligase activity
Source: RefSeq, a predicted model, not a curated record
AGUUGAAUUUGUAUUGAAGUACAACAAUAGUAUGAAGCUGAACCAUUGCGUUGUAACACCAACUUGACGUUUCAAUAUACAUAAGUCUUGAUAGACAUAUAUGUUUUAUAUUCGUUGGAAUUUAGAUCUCGUGUUUGUAAAUUAAUUUAGCGAUGGCUGAGAAGUGUGGAUCAUCAAGCUCUUCACCGAACCUGAUAUGUCCAUUAUGUCUUGAUAUAUUUGUCGAGGCGAUAAUCUUAACUUCAUGUGGACACACAUUUUGUAGGCGAUGCCUCAAGAAUUACGAUCUAACCCACCAGGAUCUUGAUCACAUGGUCUGUCCUCUCUGCAGGGAGAUCACCAAAUUGUCCGCCAACCGUGUCGAUGAUCUCCGCCUCAAUGUCUCCAUCAACGGAUGCGUAGACGAUUACAACGCCAAGUGUGGAGGGAUGAACGCUGUCCUCGAGAUGCGACAAAAAUGUUCUGGUUGCAAGCUUCAAGGAGAUGCUGUCUCAUUCUGCAGAACCUGUAAUAACUACAUAUGUGAUAAAUGUUUGCAAUGUCAUCAAUAUCUGUCAGUCUUUGGAGAUCAUGAGAUUGUCUCCAUGGAUGAUGUCAUCGAAGGGAAGGUCAGCAUUGGUCAUUUAUUCGAGAAGUGUUCCAUCCACAAAACAGAGAACAAGGAUAUGUUUUGUGAGGUUUGUAAGGUCCAUGUCUGUCAAAAGUGCGUACUCGUUGAUCAUCAAAAUCACAAAAUCAAGAACCAGGUUGACUUUGAGCAGGAGUUGCAACGGAAGGUGACAGGCCUUGCCCAACGCUGUGCUGACAAGAAAACAGAGCUAGAGAAAAACAUUCAGAACAUAGAAAUACAACGUCAUGAGGUACACACUGCAGUGCAAACACUACUAGAUGAUGUCAGACAAGCCUACAGCAUCAAGGCCAAGGAGCUGGAAGAAAAUCUUCGAAGUCUUACCGACCAAAUAAAUGCCUUAGAACGUAGUUUUGAUGACGACCUCGACGUCUUGAAGUCAAAAGAUCGACAGAGGAUCAAGAGUAUUUGUAGCUCAAUUACUUUGGUAGAUAAUGACAGACUGGGUCAUCUUGAGACAGACACUCUAUCUGCUCAUAUCUUGCUCUGUGAGGAGCUGGAUGCCAUGCUGAAGGAGGUUUCCCGUCACACUUCUGCGGAAGCUAUUAAGAAGAAAGCACAGGAGAAGAGGUUCAAACCAGCAGACGAUACUCGUCUUGACCUCGGGAGCAUCUUAGGAUCAGAUCCCAAGAUGGAAGUCAUUCAGUGUGUUGAUCUACGGGAAGAGAUGCAAGGUAUGGCCCGGUACUCGCAAAGCACUGUCGCUAUCGGGUAUGGGUGGAAUGCACGAGGUAUUGAUAUCAUUGAUUCAAAUGGUGGUAAGCAGAAGUAUAGUAACACACCCUUAAGUGACAUGAAAUGUAGUGAUCUGGUGUUGCAACGGGACGGGACAUUAUGCGUGUCGACUGGUUCUACAGAAGCCCACAUCUACUCUCCCCUUGGCUCCAGGAAAGCAACAAUCCACGUGAGAAACAAUGGAUAUAUUCUCACAGUUAACAGGAGUCCAACAGAUGAAAUCAUCAUUACUAACUAUGGAAAACAAGUCUAUAUCUAUGACCCGACAGGAUCCACUCUUAAACACACUGUUCAAACAAAGCACGAUACCUAUCAGGCAUCUAUCACCAGGACGGGUUUGAUCGUCACGAGUUCAUGUAAUGCCAUUCCAAGCGUGGUGACGGUCUAUGACAGGGAUGGGAAUGCUGGUGAGUCUCUACAAGCUCCAGAGGAUGUCUACCUGUAUGCUGCCGUGGAUGAGCAGGACAGGGUAUAUGUAGCGAGUGUUGAUAGGAAGAAUAGUAGCGUCGUGAUCAGGCUCUAUGAUCUUGAUGGUCUGAACCUGAAGGAAAGAGUUGAAUUCAAUGCACUUGAUAUGACAUUGGGUUGGAGUUGGUGUUACUUGGUUUCCCUCUCCCCAGACAUGCUCGCCUUCGCUUGUGACACGAAGUUAUAUUUCAUCAAGGUAUCACUGUAAUCCAGAUUGUCUCAUACCAUAUAGCAUCACAGCCCAAUGAAUAUUGUGUAACAUAUAUUCACCUAACUAACCACCUGUUUUACCUCCAUGCUUCAAUAUUAUAUUGUUUAUCCUAAUUUCAUGAUAUCUUAUUCCAAUGGUAGGAUCCAUCAUGUGACAUUCGUAGGAAUACACAGACUAGUCACGCAUGCUAUAGAACUAUCAGUAAAAUUCCUUUAAAAAUGGGUUCUCCUGGCUGAAAAUAGUAAAAUCAGAAUAUAUAUUAUGAUAUACUCCAUAGUAUAAAAUGGCAAAACGUUGAAAAUUUGUAAGUUUAUCGAUGUUCUGUGAAAACAGCUCUAUGCAUGCACUGACCAGUGAUAGGUGAGCUGAUGUUGUGUGGUCCUAACUUUCCCAUUUCUUAUUUCAUUAAAGGACAUCACAAUGUAUGUGUGUAAAAUAUGUUUCAACAAUGAUGAUAUUACCGUCAAAGCAGUAACCAAUCUUAUAACAGUGUCACCAAAGUAACGCAAUGCUAAUGAAAUUCCUUGUCAAAUUUUGAUCAGGUUUUCAGUGUUAUGUUUGUCCCUCUCAGCCUGAGUACCCCUUCAUUAUCAUGUAUUGAUCUAUAUUAUGUAAAUUGUUUUGGGUGUAUAUAAAACAUGUUGGUGAGGAUAUUAUACUGGACUGCGGAGAAAGUGCGAUUGGUCGGUUGUUAGUAAUCAACCAGUGAACCGACGGCUUAAGGUCCUCUCCGAGGGACCUGAUAAUAAUAUCGUAUAAAAGGGCACUAGCGCUCUGACUUGUCAUCUAACCCACUCCACCGGAUUGAGAGACCAACAUAGGCCAACGAUUCAUGUAUGUGUGUUUUAUAAGCAACCAUAUCCUCGAACCAUAGCCAUGUAUCUUUUUAUGAUUCAAAUGUGUUUUGUUCAUAUUCUCGUAGUUAUCGUGUACAGUAAGGUACAGUAUAUGUCCAUCAACAUUUCCUUAAAGCGUCGGACAUAUUUGUUCUCUAUAUGUUUAUUUCAUCCUGUAAUGACUUCAUAAUUUAAUCAGUUGACGAGUCACAAUUUCCAUGACCAUUUCUUCUCAAAUUCCAGGUUGUUAGGCGCAACGAACUUUUCUAUUGACUUUGAUAAUUAUAAUGCAUAAAUUAUGACGAUGACCCCCUGUUAUCUCCUACUGAUAAUGAAAGAAUACAAUGUUAACGUGUAAAUCACUUUGAAAAAAGCUCCAAAAUAACAUACUGCUGUAAAAAAAAAAACGCUGUUUCAAAUUUUAAGCACGUUGUUUAAGCCCAUCACUCAAAUAACUAUCGUUUAAAUUUUUUUAAAGAAGUUGUUUAUAAAGUUUUAACAAUUACAUACAAAUUUAAACAGCUUGUUGUUAGAGUGACAGACUUAAACAAUGUACAUUUUUACUGCUAAGUGACUGUGUAAAAUUUGUACAUUUUGAUUAUGUUCACUCUCUGUUGUUUCAUGUUGUGGUUGGGUUGUUAGGUGGUUUUACUUGACUCGAACAUCAGAGAGAAGUUAGAUAUUUUUUACAGGUAGGAAGGGUACUUUAUUACUCAGCGUGAGUUCGCCCUCUAACUGAAUAUACAUUAUAGGUUAUCAGUUGAACAAAUCACAUAAACGGGAUACUGUUACAUGUGUCACAUGGGCUGGUAUUCUGAUAGCGAUGGUCAGGCAAAAUGAAUUUUAAUGAAUUAAUUGAUACAUUGCAUACAUAUGUAUAUUUCAUAUUCUAAUAGUUAUCGUAGAAUGUACAUAUCCAUUACCAUAUUUUUUAAAAUGUUAUUUAUCAGUUAAUGACUAUUCAAGCGAUGAGUCAUAAAUGUUUGGCUCAGCGAAUUUUUCUAUUAGUUUUGGAAUUUGAUCAUAAGCCUAUAUGAGAUAUGAUAAGCUGUAUAUAUAUGAUCAAUUGUUGGCAUAGCGAACUUUUCUAUUAGUUUCUGAAUUUGAUCAUAAGCCUAUAUGAGAUAUGAUAAGCUGUAUAUAUAUGAGCAAUUGUUGGCAUAGCGAACUUUUCUAUUAGUUUCUGAAUUUGAUCAUAAGCCUAUAUGAGAUAUGAUAAGCUGUAGAUAUAUGAUCAAUUGUUGGCAUAGCGAACUUUUCUAUAUAUUAGUUUCUGAAUUUGAUCAUAAGCCUAUAUGAGAUAUGAUAAGCUGUAUUAAUGUGCCGUAAUUGUUGGCAUAGCGAACUUUUCUAUUAGUUUCUGAAUUUGAUCGUAAGCCUAUAUGAGAUAUGAUAAGCUGUAUAUAUAUAUGAGCAAUUGUUGUCAUAGCGAACUUUUCUAUUAGUUUCUGAAUUUGAUCAUAAGCCUAUAUGAGAUAUGAUAAGCUGUAUAUAUGUGCCGUAAUUGUUGGCAUAACGAACUUUUCUAUUAGUUUCUGAAUUUGAUCAUAAGCCUAUAUGAGAUAUGAUAAGCUGUAUAUAUAUAUGAUCAAUUGUUGGCAUAGCGAACUUUUAUAUUAGUUUCUGAAUUUGAUCAUAAGCCUAUAUGAGAUAUGAUAAGCUAUAAAUCUAUGUAGAGUAUAUUUUGUUGUCUCCUAUGAGGAAGAUCAAAAUAUAAAAUCACUUUGCUUAACAUGAAAUUUGUACAUUUUAAUUUUCAUGUUCACACUAUGUCACAUUAUGUGUUUUUUUCAAUAUGAACAUGAUGAUAUCAAAAUAUCAGUCACGCUUUAUUAUUCAUUUUAAAUGGAAACUUUAUUUACCAAAAUCUUCACUAAAAAACAUACAAAUCAAGAAAUAUUGAUAUUUCAAAUAAAAUACAUUUUAACAU